Messenger RNA from Brassica napus (rape), 849 nucleotides. RefSeq names its product SUMO-conjugating enzyme SCE1. Bases 187 to 669 code for a protein of 160 amino acids. The record is from RefSeq and is a predicted model, not a curated record. Gene Ontology annotation, molecular function: SUMO conjugating enzyme activity. Gene Ontology annotation, biological process: protein sumoylation. The transcript has 6 exons. Gene Ontology annotation, cellular component: nucleus. Lineage: Eukaryota; Viridiplantae; Streptophyta; Magnoliopsida; Brassicales; Brassicaceae.
GACAUUCAUUCGCCGCGAAAUCUGGACCGUACGAUGCUCCGAUUACGCUUUAACAAAGGGGGCAAAUCCGUAACUUCACUUCUUCAUCUUCCCCCAAUCCCUCUCGUCUUCUUCGAGCUAUAUAGAGCGAUAGAGAGAGAGAGAAGAGAAGCGUUAGAUUUGAGAGUUACAGAGAGUGAGUAAGAGAUGGCUAGUGGAAUCGCUCGAGGUCGUUUGGCGGAGGAGAGGAAAUCGUGGAGGAAGAAUCAUCCUCAUGGUUUUGUGGCGAAGCCGGAGACUGGGCCUGAUGGGUCUGUGAAUCUAAUGGUGUGGCAUUGCACUAUUCCUGGUAAAGCCGGUACUGAUUGGGAAGGUGGAUUCUUUCCAUUAACGAUGCACUUUAGCGAGGACUAUCCGAGCAAGCCUCCCAAAUGCAAAUUCCCACAAGGCUUUUUCCACCCUAAUGUCUAUCCAUCAGGGACAGUCUGUCUCUCAAUCCUCAACGAGGAUUCCGGAUGGAGACCAGCCAUCACAGUGAAGCAGAUUCUUGUGGGUAUACAGGAUUUACUUGACACCCCUAAUCCUGCUGACCCUGCACAGACUGAUGGUUAUCAUCUCUUCAUCCAGGAUGCAGUUGAGUACAAGAAAAGGGUUAAGCUUCAGUCUAAGCAGUAUCCUCCCAUUGUCUAAAAACGUCAGAAGUGAACGUCGGAUCUCUUGUGUUUGGCCAUCAAAAGUUCAUUUCCACUCUGUACAAUUGCUUAUAUGUGUUCUUAAGUGUUAUACCAGGGAUAAAUGCCUAAAAGUGACGACUCCUAACAUAAUGUGUGAACUAGGGUUAGAGAUUUUUAACAUAACCGAACUUCCAAA